AUGGGAAAUAUUAUUUCUUCCCAUUCUUCACCCCUGCUGUCCAGGUCCGAUUCCUCCUCCCAUUAUCUUGUUCCCACUACUGAAUAUGAGGUUUUCAUUAAUCACCGUGGAGCAGAUACGAAGCAAUCCCUAGCCAGUUUCGCAUAUCAUAAUCUUGAGAAUAGAGGAUUCAAAGUGUUUUUCGACAAACGUUCUAUACGACCAGGACAAUACACACCCCAAGCUAUAACAUCCGCAAUACGUAGUUCUUCAGUUCAUAUUGUAAUUCUGUCUCCUAAAUAUGCUGAAUCUGAGUGGUGUUUGGAUGAGCUCCUCCUCAUUAUUCAAACCGGGGCUCCAAUUAUCCCUGUGUUCUGGGAAAUUCGACCUUCUGAUGUUCGAAUGGAGGACGAGAAUGGAGUGUACGCAAGAGCUUUCCAAAUGCAUAAACAGGCUGGAAAAUUCAAUACUCGAACACUUGGGAAAUGGAAAAAUGCUCUACGCUGGGUUUCACUCGUAGAAGGCUUUAUUAGUGACGGUGAUCAAGGAGAAAUGGUGGAGAAGAUUGCUGCGUGUGUGGCUGAAUACAUUGCAAUUGCAAAAUGCCAAGGCAUGGCAUGUAGGAGGGCAGCUUAA
This is a messenger RNA of Cryptomeria japonica (Japanese cedar), 615 nucleotides long. Its product is annotated as probable 2' cyclic ADP-D-ribose synthase BdTIR. Bases 1 to 615 code for a protein of 204 amino acids. Gene Ontology annotation, biological process: signal transduction. The record is from RefSeq and is a predicted model, not a curated record. The transcript is spliced from 2 exons. Lineage: Eukaryota; Viridiplantae; Streptophyta; Pinopsida; Cupressales; Cupressaceae.